Closterium sp. NIES-65 is the source of this 2202-nucleotide messenger RNA. NCBI's taxonomy places the organism in Eukaryota, Viridiplantae, Streptophyta, Zygnematophyceae, Desmidiales, Closteriaceae. The record is from the annotation of a GenBank genome assembly.
AUGGAGGCGGCGCAGGCGGUUCUGGCGGCGUUCGACACGUCGCUGUCGCGGCAGUGGCGCGACGAGGACCGCCGCUGGCGCGCGGAGGACCGCGAGUGGCGCGCGGACGACCUGGCGUUCCGCGAGGAGGAGCGCCGAUGGUUCGGGGAAGAGGCGGAAAUGCGGAGCGCGGAAAUAAGGUGGAGGGAGGAAGACAUAAACCAACGCCACGUGGACAAUGCAAGAUACCUUUGGGCCAGGUUUGUCGAGAAGAACCGGCGGGAUGUGGAGGAGAAAUCGGAGCAGCUUAAAGCGAUUUCGAACCUUGCAGCACUGUUUGCUGGCUUCGCUGUAGUCACACUCACGCAGUUCCAAGUCACCCUCGACACCUCCCCUUUGUGGAUCAUCGCUCUAUACGGCAUCCUCACUGCCAUCUCGGUGUGUCUACACACGGUGGCCAUGGUGCAGUGCACGCUCAUCAUGGGCAGUGGAGGGAGGGCGAGGGGUGCACUGAUACUCUACUGCCUGCUGCCUGCCUGCUUCUCUACUCCCCUCUCCCUACUCCCACUUCAGGUCUGCCUGCACACAGUGGCCAUGGUGCAGUGCACGCUCAUCAUGGGCAGCAUAUUGAAGAAUGGCAAGGCCUACGUGGACGAGGACGCCGAGGAGGAGUUCAUGUUCCGCUGCCUGCUCUUCGUGCGCUCCUUCUCAUUGGGAGACAGGCCUCCCGCACCACGUCGCACGUUUGAGGCUUUCUGGGAGUACAGGUGUAAAGAUGACUGGCGCAAGGCAUUCAACUACUUCACAUGGGGUAUGUCUCCCCUCCCGGACCCUAUAGGGUGUGAAGAUGACUGGUGCAAGGCAUUCAACUGCUUCACAUGGGGUGGGUGGCGCAAGGCAUCUCUUUUAUCAGGUGGGUGGCGCAAGGCAUCUCUUUUAUCAGGUGGGUGGCGCAAGGCAUCUCUUUUAUCAGGUGGGUGGCGCAAGGCAUCUCUUUUAUCAGGUGGGUGGCGCAAGGCAUCGCUUUUAUCAGGUGGGUGGCGCAAGGCAUCGCUUUUAUCAGGUGGGUGGCGCAAGGCAUCUCUUUUAUCAGGUGGGUGGCGCAAGGCAUCGCUUUUAUCAGGUGGGUGGCGCAAGGCAUCUCUUUUAUCAGGUGGGUGGCGCAAGGCAUCUCUUUUAUCAGGUGGGUGGCGCAAGGCAUCUCUUUUAUCAGGUGGGUGGCGCAAGGCAUCGCUUUUAUCAGGUGGGUGGCGCAAGGCAUCGCUUUUAUCAGGUGGGUGGCGCAAGGCAUCGCUUUUAUCAGGUGGGUGGCGCAAGGCAUCUCUUUUAUCAGGUGGGUGGCGCAAGGCAUCUCUUUUAUCAGGUGGGUGGCGCAAGGCAUCUCUUUUAUCAGGUGGGUGGCGCAAGGCAUCUCUUUUAUCAGGUGGGUGGCGCAAGGCAUCUCUUUUAUCAGGUGGGUGGCGCAAGGCAUCUCUUUUAUCAGGUGGGUGGCGCAAGGCAUCGCUUUUAUCAGGUGGGUGGCGCAAGGCAUCUCUUUUAUCAGGUGGGUGGCGCAAGGCAUCUCUUUUAUCAGGUGGGUGGCGCAAGGCAUCUCUUUUAUCAGGUGGGUGGCGCAAGGCAUUCAACUACUUCACAUGGGGAAUCUUUUCAUUCCUUCUCAGCCUCAUUCCUAUCGGGUGGAUUAAAUUCAACUUCUCAACCUUCAUCCCAGCAGCGUUCACCGCCAUUGUCAUGUGCUCCAUGGUGCUGUGGGCGUACCAGCAGCUGUCAUGGGGCGCCUAUCUCACCAACGGUUGCCAGGCGUAUCAGCAGCUGUCAUGGGGCGCCUAUCUCACCAAGGGCCGCCGCCAGUUCGACUCGCUGCUCUCCGAAGCCGAGGCCUUCCGAGUGCGCCCCUCGGGUCUCCCCUUUGACUGGCACAUCGCCCCGGAAGCUUCCCGGAAGCGCAGCUCCUCGCGGAGAAGCCGGAGCGGGAGAGAGGGUGGGUCAAGCGAUGCUGCUUCCACGGCUUUUGCAGACGGUGAUGCUGGUCAGGAGUUGAAGCCUGGUUCGGGAUUGGAGAACACGGAUGGUAAGGCGCCCCGAACCUCGGCUUCUGGUUCGGGGAAUGGGAAUGUGAAGGCAUCAGAGGAUGGGGCUUCGGUUCUUGGGAGCAGUGGUGAGAAGGUUGGUCAAGGGCAAGGGGGUAAGAAAGUGGAGGAGGAGGGUGAGAGGGCAAGCUGA